Molecule: messenger RNA, 2448 nt
Organism: Leishmania mexicana MHOM/GT/2001/U1103
Lineage: Eukaryota; Euglenozoa; Kinetoplastea; Trypanosomatida; Trypanosomatidae
Exons: 1
Coding region: 1-2448 (815 amino acids)
Biological process (GO): protein folding in endoplasmic reticulum
Cellular component (GO): EMC complex
Source: RefSeq, a predicted model, not a curated record
AUGAUCCGUGCUGUAGCACUUGUCUGCGUGGCGGUGAUGCUGCUGACAUGCCUGCCAGCGGCUGCGAUCCACGAGGAUGAGCAAGGUCUGCGUGACUGGAUAAUGCAUCUCGUCGGCAACGUGCAGGAUAGUGCUGCGCAGGUGGCGACGAACCCACAACUGCUCUAUGUUGCUUCCGAAGACGGUGCCGUGGCGGCGAUCGAUGUCGGCGUCCAUGGUGGCUUGAACCUGACGUGGCGUCAGAUAUCCUCUGCGACGCCGCUGUGCGUCGCUGCGGGCCCGCAGACAGUGCUCACAGUGAACAAUGCCGGUGUGGUUACCUUGCUGAGCCCUACAACAGGGUCCAUUGAGGUGACGUACGCACUCCAGACUGUAAGCACAACUCUGCAGGUGGCCGCGUGCUCGAUCGACGGCGGGAAGGCAGUGGUGGUCACCUACGACGGCACCAUGCUGAAGCGCUUCGAGUUUUUGAUGGCUUCGGAAGAGCAAUCCAUCCGGGUCGCCGCGUAUGCGAGCGCGUCUGGUGAGGUGUCGAAGAUGUACGUGGCCGGCUCCGUGCUCCUUGUGAACCACGGAGGCGAGUCUACUGACGUGCUCCGCCUUGACAACCUCGCCAAAGAGCGCAGCGUGGCCGGUAUUGCCACGAGCAUCGCCGCUGACGGUCACUUCACAACCCGCGACGCGUCCACCGUCCGCUCUUUUCCUGCGAACGGCGCCGCAGGUGAGGUGGCGUGCUCCGACUGUGGCAUCGCCGUCGUGAGGAACGCGCACACCGGCGAGUCCAAUGGCGUUGUCCGCGUGGAGACGGAGGAGGACACGCUGCGCAUCACGUACCCGGAAUCGGCCGUGACGAUCCCUAACGUCUGCAGCAGCAUCACCGCCUACCCUCUCCUGGCCUUCGAGAAGGACGACGGCGACGUUAUUGUGCUUAUCAAGACCGGCGCACACAACCUGCUUCUCGUGAGCGCUGCGCAGGGCCUCCUGUGGCGCCGGUUUGAGGCGCUCGCAAACGUGGCUGCCGCCGCGAUUGUGGAGCCGAUGGGGGCGCUGGACCACUUCCACUUCAACAAGAACAUCUUGCUGGUCUCCCGCUUUGGCACGCUCUACUCGAUCCCCAUCGUAGGGAUGGGUGCGCAGGUGGACUUCAUCAAGGACUUUUCGCAGGAACUGGUGGCGGCCAUGAAGGCCCCAUCGAUGACCAAGGUGCAGGUGCGUGAGUUGGCUGUCCGGGACGACGGCCGCACCGCCGUGGUGUACGCUGAGUCUGGCGCGAUGGGUGGCCACGUCUUGAUCGACCUGGCGGAGCACAAGGUCACUAGUGUGACAACCUGCGAGAACGCCGUUCUUUCGACCCCCCAGCUGGAGGUGGCGGCUGACCUCUCCGUCAGGGGCUCGCUUUCACACGGCAUCCUCUACACAUACGUCAGCCACGCCGAGUCCGGCACAAUCGAGGGAUACAGCGUCAGCGCGGCGGCGGGUGCGCGUCCAACGUGGGUCGUGCAGAUGCCCUCGGCGAUUGUGGCGCACGCUGCCGGCAGUGAGCCGCGUCGGACAGAUGUUGUGAACACCUUGCGCGUCUACCCGAACAUCUCCGGCAAGGAGAUGGUUGAGGAGGUGCGCCGCACCUACCCGAUGCGCAACGUUAUCGCUGUGGCGCAUUAUGAGCCGUCCGAGGAGGAGCUGCCGUCACUGGUGAUCACCGCGAUUGAUGUGGUGACCGGCAGUGUCUUGGCGACGACACGUCAUGCGAACGUGGAGGGGGACGUGAAGAUGGUUAUUGUGGAGCACGCCAUUGUCUACUACUAUCUCGACGCCAAGAAGAUGCGCUACUGCUUCGGCGUGUGGGAGCUGUUUGAGGAUGAGAACAGUCCGGUUGUGUCCAAGACAGCCGGCGCCACGAUUCCGCAGAUUAUCGCCUCUUUCUUCGUCAACACGAAGCGCGAGUUCAGCUCCCGUGCGACGCGCCCGCCGGCCGUGGUGGUGUCAACUCUCGGCUCCGUUGGCGGCCCGCUAGCUGAUAUGAGCGUCACCACCUCCUACAACGCCAUCUCCCGGAAAAGUCUUGUGCUGGCGUACGCGACGGGGCGUGUGGUGGUGGUGGAGCUGCGGCUCCUACUUGCCGGUAACCAGAUACCCCUGCCAGGUGAGAAGGGUCGCCAAAUGUCGCACCUCCUGCUCCCCAGCUUCUUGUUCGCGUCACACAAGUACCGCGUCGCCUUUCCGCGCAAGAUCACGACGGAGCCGACGCUGCUGGAGAGCUCUUGUCACGUGGUAGUGUCGGGCCUCGAUCUCUUCUACGUGCGCUCCUCGUCCGGCAAGCCGUUCGAUCUGCUCAAUAGUGACUUCAACAAGCCCCUGCUUAUCACACUCGUGUGCAGCUUCGCUGCUCUCUCCGUGAUGGUGCGCUACUUUGUUAAUCGCAAGGCCCUGAACUUGGCGUGGCAGUAG